GUUGGAGGGACAUAUAAUAACAAAAUAUUGAAGAUUGUUUUAUAAACUGUUUAACUUAAAACAAUGCCCAGCAAAAAGAAAAAAUAUAAUGCGAGAUUCCCUCCGGCCAGGAUUAAGAAGAUUAUGCAGACUGAUGAAGAGAUAGGCAAAGUGGCUGCCGCCGUUCCUGUCAUCAUAUCACGAGCUCUGGAGCUGUUCCUGGAGUCUCUCCUGACGAAAGCCUGUCAAGUCACCCAGUCCCGGAACGCAAAAACAAUGACGACGUCACACUUAAAACAGUGCAUUGAGCUGGAGCAGCAGUUUGACUUCCUGAAGGACCUGGUAGCGGCAGUGCCGGACAUGCAGGGCGAGGGAGAGGACAACCACGCAGAGGGAGGGGAAAAGGUUGCACGCAGAGGUCGAAAGCCGGGGUCAGGCCGCAAGAACGGAGGAGUUGGCUGCAAGGGCAAGGACAAGAAGCUAUCAGGCACAGAGUCAGAGCAAGAGGAUGACUCUGAGGACAGCGAGACAGAAGAGGAUGAGGAAGACGGGUCUCAGUCGAGCACAAACCUGCAGCCACAAUCGCGAUUCCACAGCCCAGACACCAUGCCACCCCAGUACCUCCACAUGGGCACCGCACAAGGGGGCCUGGCCAUGCCCCUGGGCUCCUUUGCCCCCCACCCCUCGCUGAUGGGCACCGCACCCCCGCCUCCCCCCUCCAUGCCGCACAAAGACGAAGACGAUGAUGACGAAGACUAUGACUCUUAGCUCCCCCCCCCCCGCUCUUUCACCUUUAAUUUUCUCUUAAGUUCUUCUCCUCUGUGGCUGCAUUGAGAGAGAGGUGAGUCCGGGCAGAUGGCCACAUGCAGCCCGUUGUUAAGGAAAAGCCUCCAACAACUGGCAGUAAGGUCUGUAGACAUGACAGCCGGCACCACUGAAGACGAGUAAUCGGUUGUAUAUUGUGUUUAAUUAUUUGUUAUUUUAUUGUAGAGAAAAAAAAUGAACCAGGUUGUUUUAUAAAAGACAGGUGGUUGUUCUAUUUGGACUAAAAAUGGCAGUUGAUGUUCUGAAAGGCCCCCAGCCCAAGUACCGGUUUGAUUAAGUCCCCCAUUGUAGUUUGCACUUUGGUUAUUCUCUCCUCUCUCUCUGUUUUCUGCAUACGUCAUUGGUGUUCAACGGACAUAUCACUCCAGUUCCAUGUUCACUUCUUCAACGGCUGCUCUGGUUCAGUUGAGAUGAUCAAACUGUAAUGCCUGUGCAGCCUACGUAGCCUCAUAGAAUACUGUACACACAGACACCUUCUCGGGAUGAAGUCGGAGCAGCGGUUGGUCGUAUUUUGAAAGGGAUCAGCACUUUCCUAUAGCAAAGGGAGACGAGAUGAUUGUCUGUGAGGAUUAUGAAUUUGGCAGAGCGGUUAGAUCUUGGUCUUGCUUUCAGAGUUGGUCGUUAUUGCACGUGGCUAUUCCAAUCGUUAGGGUACGGGUAAGGAGAUGUGUUUUACUGUAGGUUAUGAGUUCUUCUCAAUGUGACUUCAGAGUUGAGGAUUUCCCCCUUUUUAAUGCAACUUUUUAUGACGAUAAUUGAUCCUCGUGAAGACCUUGGCCGUUAGCUUACGUCAACCAUAUUCACAUGUCAUUAUGCUAAUGAUUACAACUCCAAUUGGUUGUUUUUGUUGUUUUGAAAUAUGAGUGACAAGUCACUGCUUUUGAGGUAAAAUAUGUUGUUUUGUACCCCCCCUCAGCCCAACUAUCUCCUUCUUGAAGACAGAUAUUUAUGUGCUGGCUAUUCUUAUCUGAAAUGUACUAUGAUACUCCUCCUGGACCAUAACUUUGUUUUUAAAGUUGUUAAACCUCUCACCUUUUCUUCUCACCUAUAAUUUGUUUUCAAAAAUAUAUCGUACCCUCCCCCCACUUGGAAUAAAAUUCUCCUUUGUGUUGUAUUUUUCUUUUUCUCUCUUUUAGAUUCUUUUAAUGUACAAAUUGAAACGCAGAGAAGGAUAGGGCUCCCGUUUCUUGUUAUGAAAUGUUUAAAGGUAGGCUGUUGAACUUGACGCUGUAUGUACAAUUUUAACAUUCUUUUUAUUUUGUAUGGGUGAAAUAAAGUUCAGAUUUCAAUAAAA
Messenger RNA from Salmo salar (Atlantic salmon), 2098 nucleotides. RefSeq names its product DR1-associated protein 1 (negative cofactor 2 alpha) (gene drap1). Gene Ontology annotation, molecular function: core promoter sequence-specific DNA binding; RNA polymerase II general transcription initiation factor activity; protein heterodimerization activity. The record is from RefSeq and is marked provisional. Gene Ontology annotation, cellular component: negative cofactor 2 complex; nucleus. Gene Ontology annotation, biological process: transcription by RNA polymerase II. Lineage: Eukaryota; Metazoa; Chordata; Actinopteri; Salmoniformes; Salmonidae.